CCUUCCAUUAUAGACUAACCGUAUUCUUUUUCACUAUUCCUGUGUGUCUCAGCUUGCAAAGUUAACUGACAUUUUUGGGAUACCAGAGACCCAGAUGAAGUUCAUAAUUGAAGCUUGGUCACAGAUUAUAGAAUGCAGGAGAGUGCUGAAAUGGACAUAUGCUUAUGGCUACUAUCUAGAUGAUAAGGUCAAGAGUGAAUUUUUCGAGUACCUUCAAGGUGAAGCUGAGUCUGGUUUGGAACGUCUGCAUCAAUGUGCUGAGAAAGAUUUGCAAGCAUUUUUGCCUUCUUUGAAACCUGAUAGCAAUGAAACUAUGACACCAUCAGUUGCGGAAUUUGAUGAUUUCCGUGUGAAGCUUGCUGGGCUCACAAGUGUUACUCGGAAUUAGUUUGAGAACCUUGUUCGAGCUUUGGAAGCUGGGUUGGAGGGCCAGGCGGUAGGCGGGUGCUACAUCCAGCACGGCCACCAGUUCAAAGAAAGGUGGAACUAAAUCCAAGAAGAAGCAACACUCUAAACCAUCAUCUGACCACACUGAUGACAGCUGGCCCUGCGAGCGCUGCACAUAUCUUAACCUUCCUUCAGUGGAUGCGUGCGGUGUCUGCGAAAAAAGUAGGUACUAGAUGAGGGAACAGCUCAAGGGAGCCCCCUCGAGAAAAUCUCAAAGCUCAUGAAACAGAGGGGUGCUCUCCCUCCUGCAUCGGAUGCCAUGAGGUUGAGCUUCCAACAGUUGUGAUGGUUGGGGUUCAUUUGGUUUGCUAGUCUGUGUCUGCUGUUCCUUGUAAAUAUUAGCUGUGAAGUGGUAAUCUGUGUCUAUGUGGUGGGUUUUGCAGCUGAUCGACCUGUGAAACUAAACUUGGAGGUAGCUCUAUUUAUUCCCACAAAAUAUUCCAGGGUCCUUGUAUUUGCAUCUAA
Messenger RNA from Panicum virgatum (switchgrass), 912 nucleotides. Its product is annotated as probable E3 ubiquitin-protein ligase ARI7. Bases 95 to 388 code for a protein of 97 amino acids. Lineage: Eukaryota; Viridiplantae; Streptophyta; Magnoliopsida; Poales; Poaceae. The record is from RefSeq and is a predicted model, not a curated record. The transcript has 4 exons.